UGCGUGCUACACUGGACCGUGUGCGCGGGCAUUGCUCUAAUCGUGCUUCCGGCCGACCGCGAGAACCCGAUUCCGUCGGCGCCAGUACCACCACCCAUCCGGCAGCAGGUCACCCCGAGCGCCACCGAUGGCUUCCGGUGGUAGCAGCGGAACGAGCAAAAGUAAUGAUGACUCGAAAUGGUACUUUACUGCCGAGCAGCUCGCCACCUCACCGAGCCGCAAGUGCGGCAUGGAUGCGGACCAGGAGCUUAUGUACAGACAGCGGGCAGCCAACCUGAUACAGGACAUGGGCCAGCGGUUGCAAGUCUCUCAGCUAUGCAUAAAUACGGCCAUCGUAUACAUGCACCGUUUCUACGCAUUUCACUCAUUCACCCAGUUCCACCGGAACAGCAUCGCUGCGGCUGCCCUAUUCCUUGCAGCAAAGGUCGAAGAACAGCCGCGGAAGCUGGAGCACAUCAUAAAGGUGGUGCACAUAUGCUUGUGCCUCGAGGCGCCGGACCCGAUGCGCGAGAGCUACGCCGAACAGGCGCAGGACUUAGUGUUUAAUGAAAAUGUACUUCUGCAAACGUUGGGCUUCGACGUUGCCAUCGACCAUCCACACACGCACGUCGUGAAAACUUGUCACCUUGUAAAAGCUUCCAAAGAUUUGGCACAGACAUCCUACUUCAUGGCAUCCAAUAGCUUACACCUUACAACCAUGUGCCUCCAGUACAAACCGACGGUAGUUGCCUGCUUCUGCAUUCACCUGGCUUGCAAAUGGUCCCGCUGGGAGAUUCCGCAGUCGAACGAAGGUCGCCACUGGUUUCACUACGUUGACAAGACGGUGACGCUCGAUCUGCUGAAGCAGCUGACGGACGAGUUCUUGCACAUAUUCGAUCGGUGUCCAACGCGAUUGAAAAGCAAGAUGAAAUCGAUUCGAGCUGACCAGGUGCCGGAGGAAUCCGGACGACGCACGGGUAGCAGUAGUAGUGGCAGUAAUGCCAUUAUGCCAGCCCCAUCAUCGUCUUCCGUGCCGCGUGGUGUCGACGAGGGAAGUAGCUCCUCAUCGGUCGCCUCUAGUCAUCACCGUCCCACGUCCACAUCGUCCUCCUCCCAUCCGCAUUCGAAGCAGGGUUCAAACUCCGAUCAAAUGAAGCAACAACACAAGAUUCCAUCAUCGUCCGGUUCGAGCAGCAGAUCGGGUCGCUCGGAACGACCGCCCCAAUCGUCGUCAUCCAGUUCCUCGGGACAGCAGCAACAUUACGGUAGCGGCUCUAGCAGCAACAAAGGGCAACCGUCACUCUCCGGUCAUCGUUCCGCCGGGGGGUUGCAGCAACCAACGGUAGCGAAUUCCGGCUCAUCGAAUUCAUCCUCCCAACGGGCACCCGGCUAUGGUGGGGCGCACGAAGGGGGCAAAAAUCGACAACCUGCCAUGAUGGGAUCCGCGGGAGGAGCAAACGUUCCUGCUUCAGUUCCAGGCGGUGGUUCAUCGGCAUCAUCGGCCGGUGCCGCUUCAUCCAUGCAUUCCGGGUACAAUCAGAUCAAAGCCGAUCGUCACAGUAGUAGUAGCGGUGGCCAGAAAGGCCCCCAGAAACAACAGUCGGCAUCCGCACCGUACAACAGCAUGAAGCAGCAGCAGCAGCAGCAACAGCAACAACAACAGCAGCAACAAUCCGCUUCCCUCUUUUCCCAUCCACCAAGCUACAACCAGUCGGUGAGUGGACGUGGCAGCAGCGGUGGCAGUGCAUCGAAUCUUGCCUCGACCGAAGCGGCCCCGGGCAGCAGCAGUCACCAGCUGAAGGCGACACACUCUCAAUCCGGUGGCGCCGGCGGGGCUUCCGGGCUCGAUUCGUCGUUCCGGUUGCUCGACGAUUCGAUCGGACGGUUGAACGAUCAGAUGCAAAUGUGUACACCGCCGAAACAGAGCAAACCGUCGUCGAUUUUCAGCCCCGAUUGGAAGGAUUCACAGAACGAAGGAAUGGUCCCGACCGGGGGCAACAGUAAAUCACGCUCCGCCGCCGGUCAUUACGGUGCCGGUGGCGAACGAUUGCUGAAACCACCGAAGGGGUCGCCAGGUAGCAAGAAGCAGCAGCAGCAACAGUUGCAACAGCAGCACCAGCACCACCACCAGCACCAGCAGCAACAUGGCGCAAUGAACGCUUCGAUUGGCUCGGUUGGUGGGAUGGCAGGAUCUCAGGGAGCACGAUCGGAGACAACGAAGAAGGAGCGCCGGUCGGAGGCACCUUCGGGAGGCAACAAACAUCCGUCAUUUGUCGACAAGAAAGGGCUUCAGGGUGGACCGUCGAUGCCGGGCAGUAAUCACUCCAGCGGCAGCCUAAAACGGGCACUCGAUGGUAAUACGCUCGGAGCGCACUUUCCCCCGACUGCGAUGAACAUGGAUCCCUCGAUGAUGGCCGCUGGUGCCGAGCACAGCAAAGCGCCAUCCGCGCCGACCAAGCGCCCCCAUUCCGGGGCAAACGAGCAGAUCCGGCAGGACGAUGGUACCGAUUUCCGGGAGCAGAAGGUCCGCAAAAUGGAGUCCGUGCAGGCGACCACUGCCGCCUUCCUGGCGUCGUCGGCGUCACCCUCGGAUCACCUGUUCAACUCCUCGUUCGAUCUGGCCAGCACGUUCGAUAAGAUGGACACGUCGUCGUUGUUUAGCUUCAACGAUCCGGGCUCGCUGCUGUCGCAACCGCUGCUGAGUGACUCGAAACCAUCAACGCUGGCCAAGAGUGGUGCACUUUAUAGCGGGGCCAUCAACGGGAUCGAGACGAAUCCGGCGCUCGUGAGCAGUCUGUUGAAGGAAAGUUUGUUCAACGAAACGCCCAAGUUUGGCUCGUUGUACGAUGCCGGAGGAGGAGGAGGAGGUCCUCCGGGCACCGGCGAAGCGGCACCAACGGUGAGUCAAAUGGACUCGAAAUCGGCCCCCGAGAGUGGCUUGAUGCUGCAGGGCGGAACGGCGGGUAUGCACGAUCCUGCUGGAGGUCCACCUUCUUCCUUCCCGUGGGUGGCAGCGAACGUAGCGGUCCCCCCCGGGGACACACCGGCAACGGCCAGCGUGCCACCGACGUCAACGCUACCACUCGUUGUCGCUGAAACGCCGGUGGCGACCACGGCGUCGACGGCGGCUUCUCCCUCGGACGAUACCGACCAAGGUGGGCAUCGGUCGAAGGGGGAGAAGAAAAAGAAGAAGGAAAAGCACAAGCACAAGGAAAAGGACAAGACGAAAGAUCGCGAUCGGGAGGAGAAGAAGAAGCACAAAAAAGACAAAGAUAAGCAUCGCGAUCGUGAGCACCGCGAUCGCGAGCAGGGAGGGCUGGCGCCGGAUGGUGGCAGUGCCGAGGGCAGUGUGGUCGGCAGCGUUCACCCGGAGCCUCCACCGGGGCCGAUCAAGAUCAAGCUCAAUCGAUCGAUGGUAGAAGGCGCCGCAGGCGCUGGCGGUGCUGCCGGUCCUACCAUCGGCCACGCGGGUAAUGCAUCGUCCGGUGCCGACGGGUUAAAGAUUAAAAUUCCAAAAGAUCGUCUUUCCGGUGCGUCCUCACUGCCAGCGUCCACCAUCGGUGCCCCCGGUACGGCGCCGUCCGGUGGGUCUGCGUCGUUGAAGUUGAAAAUCUCUAAGGAUAAGAUUGAACACUACAACAUCAGUGCCAGCGAGGGGUCGGUUGGUGCACCGGGUGUUGCCGGUGGCAGCGUGUAUGGUGCGGGUUCCGGUAUUCCCAUGCCGGUCGCAGGAGGCCCCGUUGGUGGUGUGCCCCAUCUGGUGGCACCAGGUGGCGUUCCGUUAGCGGUAGCGGGAGCAUCCGGUAGUGGCAAGAAGAAGGAUAAAGAUCGCGACAAGGAUCGUAAAUCAAAAGCGGACCAUGGCAGUCGACAGAACGGCAGUGGAACAUCCGGUGGCGGCAACCUUUCUGGCAGCAACGGUGGAAAAUCUUCUCACAAGACUUUUACGAACGUUCAGCAGCAGCAACAGCAACAGCCAUAUGCCAUGCUCAACGCAAACCAAACGGUGACGUCGGUCCCAGCAUCACUGGUUGGUGGUAUGCACGGCUAUCAUCAUUCCGCACCCGGUUUUGAGUAUAUGCAACAGCCACAUCAGUCACUGAGUGCACUCCAGCAGCAACAGCAACAGCAACAGCAGCAACAACAACAGACACAACAGCAGCAACAGCAACAGCAACAGCAACAAUACUACUCCCAGUACGGACAGUAUGGCUCGCAGCAGCAGCAGCAGCAGCAGCAACAGUAUCAGCAGUUUAUGAACUCGACACCCGGUGUCGGUGCUGGUAAGCUUCCCGGGCAGCAACCGGGACCGGGUAUGCAAGUACCGUCGCAGCAUCCAUCGUACUAUUACGGUGGCGGAGGGCAGGGUGGUGCAGCGGCACCCACCAGCCAGCAGCAGAGCGGCAAAAAGUAGGCAGCCACACGAAAUGCACACGUACACAGUUUGGUGUCUGUGUGUGCUGCUCACUAUUCCGGGUGGUGAUCGGAUUUCUUUUUUUUUGGGGCACUAUACUAGGCCUCCACACGAAACCGAACACCUUCAUUACUGACACCCCUUGUUGGUGGGAAUUUCGUUUACUUAAACCCUAACUGUUGCGAUUUUAUGACCCUACUAUUGCUAUUUUAGGUUUCGUUUUUCUUCUUUCAAUCUAGACCCGUCAAGUUGCCGGCUUCCGAUUUAAUUUGUAGCAAAUAAUGACAACUCAUUUAUCUUUAUAAAACAAAACACACAAAAAAUGUUGAUCGGCCAUUUGUUUUCAAUACAAAAAAAAUCGGCUAAAAGUUGUUCGGCCCUUAGGAUACGCCUCAAUUGCCAACCAAUUUACUCAACUAACAAUCGGAUUCGACGGCCGCCACGGCAGCCUGUCCCCCCCGGGAUCGGAUGCCAUUGUUGCUGCAAGAUUGGUUUCCCUGCAUUUGUUACGUUAGAGGCUUCAUAUAGGGCACACUUCGUAGGGGUUCUAGCCUAUAAGCGCACCGUUCCCGCCGGAGCCUUGAGGAUGCUGGACUGUUCCUGGGUAGGAAAUCUAAUAAAACGCAAUCCAAAAUCUGUAAAUGGUUGCCAAUAGUUUUCGACAAAAGCUAUGCGACAGAGCUAUGCGACAGAGCUAUGCGGGAUCGAACGAUCGUAGAAUACUAAUCGCUGCCGGAACGAUCUGGUACUGUGUAUCUAAACACUGGCUACUCAAUGCGGAUCGCCGGCAAAGAGCGAUGCAAAAGAAACAUCCCAAACGGAAGGAGGUGUCCGAUGGCCGAUAUUAUGGGUCAAUAUUAGAAAACUUCUUAGAAGUAUAACUUUCUUUCCUAUGAAUGGCCGUCGGUAAAGAAUUGUCUUAAAAGAAGCGAGCAACAAGAGGACGAAAUAGAUACAAAAUGGAACACAAAAACAAACUUAAUCCUAGAGCAGAGUUAGUAAACGUAAACGAUAGGAAAAAUAUUGGAGUCGUCCGAACGGACGGGAGUGGAUGUGUGUACAUAUAUAAGCGCAUUUGGCCACAACAACUGCAAAGCAAUUAUCUUAGCCUUCCCGACGGUCUCGAGGGAGAUUUCUGUACUGUGCUUCGGGCUUAAGGAGAGUGUCGCUGCGGUUGCGGAGUGACAACAGGGCUAUCGAACAUACGAUCGCCAGCUUGAUGAGGGCUUACGGCCUCCGCGGGUUAGCACAACAACAGCAACAUUUAUCGUUUGCUGAAGGACUUGGUGUGUACCUCUUUACCAAAACGGGGGUCCGAAAUUGAAGCUGGAACUAAUAGUACUACAACGUUGAAAUACGGAAGGGUGGCACGUCGCGCAAACUGCCGAUUGCCGCCGGAUAAACAAAUGAUGAGCAUUAAUAAAAAAAAACAAACAAACAAAACUCCUUGCUUCCUUUCGCACAGGAAUGCACUCACUGAACCUAUUACUGCUAAAAGCUAUUCGUGUAAUUUAACGUCAUACCCAAAAAUAUCACGCAAGUAUGCAUUAAAAAGGAGAACAACACAAAGAGGUAUAUCUACAAAUUUGAAUUUGGCAAAAUCGAAUGUAUAAUCCCACUUAUAAAUCAAUUGAUAACGAAAGAGCAUAAGCAGCAGUAAUGUGGUUUGGCACUGACUAAAUGUGCAAACAAACAAGCAAAAAAAAGCCCGUAAAUAUGUCUUCGAUGCUACGCAGCACCUGCGCCGUCGCUUGCGGGCCGUUUCCGUUUUGCUCCGUGCGAGAUCAACGAUCAGCACUUUACAGGCAGCGCAAACGAACGCAUUCGAAAACAUGGAUUUUGUUUUAAACUCAACUAAUAGCCGCCAUUGGAGAUAAUCGAUGGUUUCCGUUACGAUUCUGAUCUUACGAAGGCUUGCGCGCAGGUUGUCCGUGUGGUGUGGUGCGUAGCAUAAUGGGCGUAAUAUUGAGUAAAGCUUAAAAAAUUGACAAAAAGGAAAAAAAAAACGUUCACAAAUUGUAUGCUGUACACUCUUGUUGAAACGAAAAAAACAACAAAUCUACACAAAACACUUGAACCGAUAAGUCUGAAUUAGAGGGAAACUGUAGUAGACGAAAUGGGUCAUAAGAACUCGGAUGCGAGGCACUAGUUAGUCCAUGAGAGUGAGAGCAAAGCAGUUAGUAAGGAGUUCGUACUAAGGCGCGACGAUGGUGAGCGGAGUGUGAAGCGGAUAAUCGAUACUAUAAUAAGUUUUUCCUGUUGUUGAAGCAAAACACACCGAACUUGUUUUGUUCCGUGCCAGAGCCAGAGCAGAUGAGUGCGUCAGUGGAUGCAGUGUCUUUCCUUAAACCCUUAAAUCGAACCUUUCACACCCUUCUAUAUUAGUGCAUUGCGGGACUCUGUACCACGAUCCUCGAUCACUUCUGCUUGUAGCGAUUACGUUAACCUGCAGCGAGAUUCGGGAAAAGCAGAACCAUUGGGGACAAAGUAGUGUAACCCACAAAUAAUCGAAUGAUUGGUGUAUAUCUUGUUUGUCUAGAAAGCAGUCGAAGGGCAAUCAGAAACGGAAGAUAGUCCUGGCGGCACUUGGGAGAAAGAUCGACGAAAGUGGCGGGAAUAAAAAUUGACACACGGAUGCUGCAUACCCCGAAUUCCUGGUGUACAUUUGUUAGCCUAAAGACUGCGGUCGUAUGAAAUCAAUAUUUACCUUAUUUAUACCUUAACUAUCUUUACGUCUAUAUAAGGUUAUCUUUACGUUGGUAUUCAUUAAGUUUAAAUAAAGGUAACAGAGGCCCCGACGACCUGGAACAACGAA
This is a messenger RNA of Anopheles cruzii, 7208 nucleotides long. RefSeq names its product cyclin-T (gene CycT). The transcript has 10 exons. Gene Ontology annotation, molecular function: cyclin-dependent protein serine/threonine kinase activator activity. Gene Ontology annotation, cellular component: nucleus; cyclin/CDK positive transcription elongation factor complex. The record is from RefSeq and is a predicted model, not a curated record. Lineage: Eukaryota; Metazoa; Arthropoda; Insecta; Diptera; Culicidae. Gene Ontology annotation, biological process: regulation of transcription by RNA polymerase II; positive regulation of DNA-templated transcription, elongation. The coding region runs from base 128 to 4393 and encodes 1421 amino acids.